GGCGAUGCUUCGCCAUCUAGUGCCAUCGAUCGACGGACGGCUUCAUCCCCAACCUUUGGUCCACUCCGGCACGGCGCACGAUUUAACGUCCGAGGGUAAAUGGCUUGGUUGAAUGAAGUGCGGGCAGUCCGGGCUACGCAUCCGAAACUCGUAACACGGAACCAGCUUGCACUAUAAAAGCUCUUCGUGUAUCACGGGUGACCACAAACUCAACCAGAUAGCUACCACCGCCAGCCAGCGUCAUGUUACUGCCGUCUGUCAUCGCAGGUGCUUUCACACUUCUGGGCGCGGUUGCUGCGUUGCCUCAAUCUCAGCCGUUUCGAGAAGUCUUGCGUAACAGACAGAGUACUACGAGCAAUGCUUUAGAGGUGGACCUAGGUUACGAGAUCUAUCAAGGUUCUAGCAAUGCAAGCACAGGUAUCAACGCUUGGAGAGGUAUCCGCUUCGCUGCAUCACCAACAGGAAGCUUACGUUGGCAACGACCCCAAGCACCGUCCAUAAACCGAACUACACCCAUAGCUGCAGACACCUACGGAUCGCAAUGUCCACAAAUCGGCCAAAGUAACGGGAUGCCAAGUAUGCCUCGGGAUUCAGAAUCACCACCACUCUCAGAAGACUGUCUUUUUCUUAACGUCCAAAGCCCGGCAAACGCGACAAACCUUCCUGUGCUCGUGUGGAUCCAUGGUGGUGGCUACGGCGCUGGUAACGGCCGACAGGACUUUACUGAGCUUCUUACAACUACGGGAAAGAAAUUCGUUGUAGUAUCAAUCCAGUACCGGCUAGGGCCUUUUGGCUUCCUCGCGUCUGACGAGGUAUACCGAAAGGGUGUCGUGAAUGCGGGACUUUUGGAUCAGUUCUUCGCUCUCCAAUGGGUUCAGACAUAUGUCAGCCAGUUUGGUGGCGACCCAUCAGCCGUCACUAUUUCUGGAGAGAGUGCUGGUGGCGGCUCAGUCAUGCUGCACGACAUGGCAUACGGUGGCUCUUUAGGCGAUUCCAUGUUCCGCAGUACUAUUGCUGCUUCCCCAUACCUGCCCAAGCAGUACGCCUACAAAGACUGGAUUCCGACACAGAACUACUAUGCUUUCGCCGACCGCGCCGGCUGCAUGAUCAACGCAUACGGUAAUGCGACUUCCACCAUCUUCGACUGUUUGUUGUCGCAAGACACGGAGACGCUACAGAACGCUUCGAGCGAAGUAACAAGCACGGCGACAUUCGGAACCUGGGCUUUCUUGCCAGUAACGGAUGGAGUGUUCGUCCAAGAUGAGCCAAGUAGCCAGCUCCUCGAGAAGCGUGUGAACGGAAGGAAUGCUUUGAUCGGAAACAACGCCAACGAGGGCCCUUCCUUCGUGCCGCAAGGAAUCACUUCCGAAGACGAUUUCACGGCGUGGCUUCGCAACAAUCUGCCCGAAUUCACCGACUCUGACAUCGCAAAGGUUCUGCGCUACUACCCCAUCAGCGACGUCGCGACAGCUUCCAAUGCAGAUGAGUUCGCGACGAACGGCGUUACUGGGCCCAGCGCGCUCGAUCAAAGCUCGAUAGCUACCGGACAGCAGCAGCGUGCCAACAAUCUCUACGCUGAACUGACUUUCGUGUGUCCAUCAUACUGGAUGGCGGAAGCGUACACUGAUGGUGAUCGCACAUCAUACAAGUACCAGUUCAGUGCCCUCCCAGCCACCCACGGCGCGGAUGUGGGAGUAUACUUCGGAUUAUUAGGCAGCAAGCCAGGCAUAAGCACCGACCUUCAACGCGCCUUCAUGAACAUCUGGGGUAACUUCAUCACCGAGGGCAACCCGUCGAUCUCUGCUUCCGUUGCAGCUGGCUCUUCAAGCUCGUCCAACGGAUCCGUUGCUACCAACGAUGCUACACAAUGGCCCGCUUUCACGAUCGCUGAGCCAUACCAGCUUGAUCUCAACCAGACAGGCGGUGUACUGGCUGUUGGCUCGCAGAUUAUUGGGUCACCUGUCAACACGACUUAUCUUACUGAACCGGGGCUGAUGAAUAACUUUAGUCUUGUUAAUGCUUAUACGUGGGAGGCUGGGCGGGGUAUGAGGUGCGAUUUCUGGAGGAGUGUUGCUGAUAUUAUUCCCGCAUAACGUUGUCAGAUUACGAACUCCAACAAUCUUUGUACGGUAUGAAGCUACAGGCAGAAUCCAUCAUCA
Messenger RNA from Alternaria rosae, 2159 nucleotides. RefSeq names its product acetylcholinesterase precursor. The coding region runs from base 243 to 2093 and encodes 616 amino acids. Lineage: Eukaryota; Fungi; Ascomycota; Dothideomycetes; Pleosporales; Pleosporaceae. The transcript has 2 exons. The record is from RefSeq and is a predicted model, not a curated record.